Molecule: messenger RNA, 723 nt
Organism: Tripterygium wilfordii
Lineage: Eukaryota; Viridiplantae; Streptophyta; Magnoliopsida; Celastrales; Celastraceae
Product: probable serine/threonine-protein kinase ifkC
Exons: 3
Coding region: 1-519 (172 amino acids)
Biological process (GO): protein phosphorylation
Molecular function (GO): protein kinase activity; ATP binding
Source: RefSeq, a predicted model, not a curated record
AUGUAUAUAAUGUUCUUCAGUGGCUUGAAAGAGAGGUUGGAAGCAAAGUUUGAUGAACAAACUACAUGGAGGUAUUUCAGACAGAUUGUGGAAGGCUUGAAACACAUACACAGCAAACGAAUCAUCCAUAGGGACCUCUCCUCAAAUAAUAUUUUCUUUGAUGAUUCGGACAAUGUGAAGAUUGGAGAUUUUGGUCUUGUGCAACAGAGUGGCUCACCUGUUGGUGUUUUUGAGGGCACUAUAUUUUAUCGAGCCCCUGAGAGUGCGACUGAAAACAGCAGCAAACUUGACAUAUACAGUGUAGGAAUCCUGCUAUUCGAAAUGCUUUGUCAAUUCAAUACAGGAUCAGAGAGGUCGCAUGUCAUCAAGAAAUUAACAACCGAAAAGAUAUUGCCUGAUGAUUGGCAGUAUGCUGAUGAGUACACUGAUUUCUUAUUUGAGCUGAUUGCUGAUGAUCCAAAUCAACGUCCUUCCGCUUCUGAUAUUUUACAAAAUGAUCUUCUUCUGAGGAACACAUAGAUCAAUGUGUAAUGUCUGGAAUACUAUACGUAUUUUCUAACAAAAGAAAAGUAUGCACAACUGUGAUUGGAAUGUGUGCAACGGACAGUUAUUCUUCGACUCCACCACAGUAAUCAAAGGCAGAUUCUCCGAUGCGAUGCAUGCAGCAGACACUUCAUUUUCAGUGUUUUAGACAAUUGACUCUUAUACUAAUUGAUAUUCUAA